Messenger RNA from Pseudozyma hubeiensis SY62, 1368 nucleotides. RefSeq lists its product as hypothetical. NCBI's taxonomy places the organism in Eukaryota, Fungi, Basidiomycota, Ustilaginomycetes, Ustilaginales, Ustilaginaceae. Gene Ontology annotation, cellular component: mitochondrial inner membrane. Gene Ontology annotation, molecular function: metalloendopeptidase activity. Bases 1 to 1368 code for a protein of 455 amino acids. The transcript has a single exon. Gene Ontology annotation, biological process: mitochondrial protein processing; protein quality control for misfolded or incompletely synthesized proteins. The record is from RefSeq and is a predicted model, not a curated record.
AUGCGAGCUCUUGUCGGGUCCCUUACAAGUCAGAGCACGCUUUCUGCACGGUCGGCAAGAUCUACGACGUCCCUAGCAUCUUCUCGCAGCACAUUCGCCAACGCCAGCAGACAGCCAAACGGGCUAUCAUGGCACCAGACACGUAACCUUUCGCAGUCGCGUCCCACAACAAGAGAGCAGCUCUCGCCAGAGGUGCUUCGCAAGCAGAUCGAAGAUCAACUCUUCCGCCGGGUCGGGCAACCGCAGUCACAAUCUCGACAACCAGUCCAGUAUCAGCGCUUCGGCGGAGGCGGUAGCGGCGGAGGCGGUGGUCGUGGAAGAGGCUCGCUGUUCUCCUCACGUCCACCGGUGCUGAUUGUCGUGGCUCUCGGAGGUGCGGGCAUCUACUACAUCGUGCAUCUGGAAAAGGUGCCUGAAACAGGUCGAUGGAGAUUCAUCGAUGUUUCCGCAGCACAAGAGCACGAGAUGGGUCAAGAAACGUUCCGUCAAACGCUGUCAGAGUACCGGGAUCGCAUCCUUCCGGCUUCGCAUCCGUACUCGAGGCAGGUUCGGUCGGUGGCUAGCCGCAUCGUCGCCGCUCUGGACAAGGCGGUGGACGAUCAAAACCAACCUCAUCAUACCAAAGGUGAUUCGGGCCUCGCACAUCACUCGCAUGGCGAAGAAGGCGGAAUCUCGUAUGGCUCAAAUGCUGCGGUCGGCAACGAUGGAGGCGCUUCGUCGUGGUUCGGUAGCCAGUCCGAUGCCAAAUCACAAGAGAGAGAUGCGACGAAGUGGGAGGUGUUCGUCAUCGACGAUCCCAAGCAGAAGAACGCAUUCGUUCUGCCCGGCGGCAAGAUCUUUGUGUUCACCGGCAUCCUCCCCAUUUGCGCCAACCCAGAUGGUCUAGCAACUGUUCUCGGACACGAAGUAGCGCACCAAGUCGCGCGCCACUCGGCAGAAAAGAUGUCCGGCUAUAAAGUGUUGCUCUUCGGCUCCUUCCUCCUGGAGGCGUUCGGACUGGACAUCGGUCUCAGCAGGACAGCUCUGACUCUGCUCUUGUCGCUACCCAACUCGCGCAAGACGGAGCUCGAGGCGGACUACCUCGGACUACGCAUCAUGAGUCGAGCCUGCUUCGAUCCGAGAGAGGCGAGCAAGUUAUGGACGCGGAUGAGCGAGUCCGAAGGCGGCGGCGGUGGUGGAGGCGUGUUGAGCAGCGCACAGGCGAUCCUCUCGACACACCCGGUUUCCAGUCAGCGAAUCAAGAAUAUGGAGAAAUGGUUGCCAGAGGCGAUGGAUACGAGGAGGGCGUCCGAUUGUCCGGCGCCAGAGCAGGUUUCUGGUUUCCGUGCUGCAGCUUCCUCAGCUAGGCAGAACUUCUCGCCGUUCUAG